AUGACAUUACAGAGCUUAGAUAUGAUCGAUAACAUUCAAGGUUUAGGCAUCGAUUUCCAUUUUUUACACGAGAUCGAUCAAAUCCUUCACAUCGUUUACAAAGGAUUCAACCAAAACAAUGGAUGCUAUGACCGUGAUCUCCAUGAGGUUGCACUUUGCUUUCGAUUGCUGAGGUAUUUUCAGAAACAUCCUAGACAAGAAGAGUGGAUUCAAAACGACCUACAAAAUGAUGUGAAGGGUCUAAUAGAAUUGUAUGAAGCUUCUGAGCUCGGUGUAGAAGGCGAAGAAAUACUCGAUAGCUUGAGAGAGUGCACGUUUACGCGUCUUAAUGAACUUUGUUCGGGUCGAGAUAGUCAUGAAGAGCGGGAGAUAAUGAAUUCUUUGGCACAACCUCGCCACAAAACCUUAAGAAGAUUAACCUCCAAUAAAUUCAUAAGCAUAAUCAAAAUCGGGGGUGAAGAAGAUAAUGAAUGGUUACAAUCUCUACUGCGAGUGGCUGAGUGUGAUUCCAUCAUGCUGAAGUCGUUGAUUCGAGAAGAAAUACCUCAGGCAUUCAAAUGGUGGAGAGAGCUUGGUUUAGAUAAAGAGCUGAGGAAGGAAAGAAACUAG
Messenger RNA from Brassica rapa (field mustard), 609 nucleotides. Its product is annotated as S-(+)-linalool synthase, chloroplastic. Gene Ontology annotation, molecular function: terpene synthase activity. Gene Ontology annotation, biological process: terpenoid biosynthetic process. NCBI's taxonomy places the organism in Eukaryota, Viridiplantae, Streptophyta, Magnoliopsida, Brassicales, Brassicaceae. The record is from RefSeq and is a predicted model, not a curated record.